AGGAACCACCAAUGCUGAACUACAGCGGACGAAAGGGCUCCCGUUCCUUGCUACCAGACUUGCCUGUCAAAAAUGGUCGAGCAGAGGACUAUACCACGCCAACAUUUGGGACACAGACACCCAGGAGAAAGGUUUCCGACCUCGGAGCAGAAUCAAGUCAGGAUGGCAAGAGUUCACAAUCACAGUCUAGAAGGAGGAGACGGGGAUCCAACAAGGACCGUAGUACUGGACGAUCUUGGCAGCCAAAGGAGAUCCAAGCCGAACAGUUGCAGGUAGAGGCUGCCAGGAUGCAGGCAAUGGAAGAGGCUGAACGAGCAAAGGCAGAGAAGGAAGCCGCAGCUACAGCAGCUGCAGAAGCACAGGAUGGUAAGAGUUCACAUUCACUGUGUAGAAGGAGGAGACGGGGAUCCAACAAGGACCGUAGUGCUGGACGAUCUUGGCAGCCAAAGGAGAUCCAAGAUGAACAGUUGCAGGUAGAGGCUGCCAGGAUGCAGGCAAUGGAAGAGGCUGAACGAGCAAAGGCAGAGGAGGAAGCCGCAGCUGCAGCAGCUGCAGAAGCGCAGGCUGCAAGGAUUCAGGCUUUGGAAGAAAAAGAGGCCGCUGUGAGAAGAGCCUUGGCAGAAGAGGCGGCUAGGAUGCAGAGGGAAGCAGAAGAGGCAGAAAUGAGGCCACAGCAAGAAGCACAGGCAGCAGCACUUCAGGCUGCAAAGAUGAGAGCCAUCCAAGAACAGGAGGCUACAAGAUGGCCUCAAGAACGAUCUCAAGAGGAACACGGGACCUUGCUCACGGCGCAGCGGAAGGGCUCAAUGUCCUUGCUGCCGGAGCCAGAGGCUGAAAAGAGCCAACCUUUGCAGACGAGCCCACCUUUGCAGACGAGCCCACAGGCAGUUGUCUCAAAUGUAGCGAGGGCUCGCCAGGUAGCACAGCCCAAGUUUGCUAGAGGUGCCCCACAGGCGAGAUCUUCGAAGUCUUUGCCACCGAAAAAAGAGGCCUCGACAGGAUGUGAAUCGAUGGCCGGAAAGGCUAGCUCCAUCCAUUACACUCAACCCCAGGUUCAAGCCAGACUGAUGGAGGAACCACCAAUGCUGAACUACAACGGAUGCCAGGGCUCCCUGUCCUUGUUACCAGACUUGCCCGCCAAGCCACAGACUCAGGAAGUCUGUGCCGCCCUUGACAAGAUGGAGGCUCAGCGCAAAGACUUGCCGCAGGACGAUGUGCAAGAGGCGUCGAACUUGUCGCUUCAAGACUGGGCAGAGGGGCAUCACAACGGUGACAAAGACAGUCGGAAAGAGGGCCAUACCACGCCAACAUCUGGGACACAGACGCCAAGGACGAAGGCCCUCUCCGAGCCCAACUCCGACUCUGGCCCAGAAACGAUGGAGCGGGUGUUUUCCUUGUCUGCAUUGGAUUCACUUCUUCAAGAUCCAGAGGGCAAAGCUGAUCUCCGGCAUCAACUUGAACUUGAUGAACUGGAAGAUCGAAGACCCAAGUACACAUCGCGCCACUUAAACAGACCUGUGGUGGUUGUGUCCUCUGAGGUGAACCCGUGGUCAAAAACAGGUGGCCUUGCGAUGGUGGCAGGUUCGUAUGGCUAUGAAUUUGCCAUGCGAGGACAUCGCACAAUGGUUGUGUCGCCUCGCUAUGACGCCUAUGAUGGUGCUCACUACGUCGGCUACGCCAAGAUUUGGUUAGAUGGAAGAGAGCACGAGGUUCAGUUCUUCCAUCUCUAUCAAGAUCUUGGUGAUGGCAAUGGCACAGACUACAUCUUUGUUGGUCAUGAUUGUUUCAGGCGUGGGGGUCUGUAUUGCGACCCUCACACUGGCAAGGAGUACCUUGACAACCUGUUCCGCUUCUCUCUUCUUACGGUUGCUGCGCUGGAAGCCCCACUGAUUUUAAACAUUCGGGGCCAAACCUUUGGGCAGGAUGUUCUGUUUAUCGCCAACGACUGGCAGACUGGUUUGUUGCCGAUCUACCAUCUCUACAAGUACCGCCGCAACAACACCUACAGAAAUUCCAGAUGCGUGUUCGUGAUCCACAACAUUGGCUAUCAGGGCAAGUAUCGCUUGAGCAAGUUCCCAAUUGACAGCUAUCUAGGACUUCCACCGGAUGCAAUUGGCCUUCUGCAGGGUGAGGACUUGAACUUGGGCGAUGAUUGCAUGAACCUCAUGUCGGCUGCAAUCCUGGCAAGUGACAGAGUUCUGACGGUCUCACCAAACUAUGCUGCGGAGAUUCAGAGCCCGGAAGGAGGUCAAGGACUACAUGAAAUUCUUCAGCAGAAAGGUCACCAGCAGCGCAUGGCUGGCAUCCUGAAUGGUAUCGCAGACGAAUGGAGCCCAAAGACAGACCCGCAUAUUCCGACCAACUAUAGCCUCAGAAACUUUGAUGAAGGCAAGGCACUGUGCAAAAAGGAAUUGCAGAGAUCCUUGGGUUUACAUGAAGAUCCUGGAGCUGCUUUGAUCGGCUUCUGCGGCCGUUUGUGCUACCAGAAGGGUGUUCACCUCAUCACACAGAUCAUCCCGUGGUUACUCACCUACGAAUCCAGUGGAGUACUAGGACGCGUGCAAAUCAUUCUGAUGGGCAAAGGCGACGACACCUAUGCAAACCAGUUGUCGGAUGCCGAGAAUCACAACAAAGGACGGGUCUGUAGCUACGUUGGAUUUGACCCAAAGAUCGAGCACCGCAUGCUAGCAGGCUGCGACUUCCUCAUGAUGCCGUCCCAAUAUGAACCAUGUGGCCUUCCACAGAUGUAUGCUCAAGCAUACGGAACUGUGCCAGUGGUCCACGAAACUGGAGGUCUGAAGGAUUCUGUCUCUGGACUUUGGCAUGAGCACAGGGACCGCGAAACUGCAACAGGGUUCCUGUUCUGUGGCUUCGAUGAGAAUCAUUUGAAGGAGCGAAUGUAUCAGGCCCUGGAGGUGUUCCACAAGAAGCACGACCUUUUCAGACAAAUCCAAAUGAAUGGUCUUGGGAAAAACUACUACUGGCCUCAGGCCAUUGACGAGUACGAACGCCAACUUGAUUGGACUUUGGACAGUGACGCAGCCGUGAGCUAGAGCUCAGCUCGUCUCGGUCAGGUGCAUUCAGGUGCUGAAAACGGUGCUAGAUACCUUUUGUACUGGCACAGCAAUUACAACAUUUACACAGGGUCUUCCUGAUGCUAAUGAUAU
Messenger RNA from Cladocopium goreaui, 3167 nucleotides. The record is from the annotation of a GenBank genome assembly. Lineage: Eukaryota; Dinophyceae; Suessiales; Symbiodiniaceae.